CCUAUCUGAGACAAGACAGAGGGCCUAAACAGGGAGGCUUUCAUCAGGUCGGGUGUCCACGAACAUCGAUUGGAAGGCAUCGGAACAACCCAAUGGGUCUCCCCAUGCUAACCAAGUCACCGCCUUCAGACUCCAUGUUGUUUUCACCCAUCGAAUAUUUGCAUGCUACCCAAACACCAGAAUGGACGUGCUGAGUGAACAUGGAUGCACUCUUGCAGACCCUUGGAGUUCAGACUUUCAACUUCGCCGUCAGAUCCGGGAUCGCCCUCACAUCCCGUUACGCGGUACAGCAAUGUUCGAGACUGUUGAAAUCAAUCAAUGAUAAGGCCGUCCGCUCUGAGUUUAAGACGCUACAGAAACUCCUCGACAACAAAAUCAAGAUCCUCUCUCCCGCUCUCGAUUUGAUCGAGUUCAAAUCUAGUCGAGGGAAUGUGUUCCUAGAAUCGGCAGUGCCCCUCGCGAAAUCCCUCCACCGGGAAAUCGUCCGUCUUGGAAAACGGCUGGACAAUGCAGCCACCACAACGGAGGAAGAAGCUCAUGAUGCAUAUACCAGGGGCCAUGGCGGCCGCGUAUCGGAAGAACAGCAUGCCGAGCUGUUGCUCAUCAUCAAGGACAUUAAGGACCUUCUCGCGCGAAUCGACCGGGACAUCCCGCUUCUUCAGUUCGCCAUCACGGUCUCGGGCGAGAAGAUGUCCACGGCCAUGACACCCGGAAUCUCGCCCUCUAGGAUGAUGCAGGCUAGUGCCCUGCUCUCCUUUGCAGAUGCCCACUUCGUCGCGGAUCCCAAUCGGCCCAUGCAGGUUGGGCCUUCCUUUACACUCUCCCUCUACAUGCUGUUCCUUGGUCACUCUCAGGUUGAGCCAGGUUGUGACGCUGAAAAUGACUCACGGUUGAAUUUGCCUGGUUCAGAGGAUCAUGCUCCUCGAGAGGUUCCUUACGGAAUUGGGGAAGGUGAGCGGAAACCCAUAUGGCAGGAGGUUAUGCAUAAAGCUCGAGUGCGGCUUUGCCGGACCCCUACAACCUGGGUUUUUGAUCCUGCUCAGGGGUACCGGCCAGACGAUCUCCAUGCUGUUUCGCGAAAGACAACCAUCCCGCUGCGUAGGGCUUCCGAUGGGUAUUCGUACCACUUGGAGGUCAUUGAGGACUUGGACGAUGGGAGACUCCACGAAGGAGAUGGCUCGAGGGCUCCGCCCUACGAUGACCUGCCGAUGGCGGGCAUCCGGGAGUCCAUUCCGAUACAUCAGAUUUCCAAGAUCUUCUACACAGAUACUGGAAGGAUUCUCAACAUCGGAAACAGCGAUGAAGGGGACAAUAACCCGAUCCUCCUUCUGAAGAGGGACGUUAACGCCAAGUGCCCGAUCAGAAUGCGGCAAGAGUGGUUCGACGAACCGGACCCGAAGGAACAGGAUGAGUCACAUUCUGAUUCUGCAGAUGAAUCAUCCGAGUCUGAUGACCAGGACGACGUAGACCGACAGCUAUGGGAGGAAACUGAACAUUCCGCCAAGUCACCAGCGAGCCAGGACGCCCCUCGAACAACAUCCUUGCCUCCACACCUGGACCCCGAAUGGCUGGCGCUGGAGGUCUAUAUGGACAACGAUGACGACGAAGAAGAUGAUGAAGACGAGAGCUUAGGGGAGGAUGUGGGGAAUGACGGCGGAAAUCCAAACCAAAUAUUCCCUGGCAACGCUCAGACGUCCCACGACGGGCUCUCGGGGGACUCCAAGCUCACUGCUCAACUCCAGCGCAUGUCGAUCCGGCCCGACUCACCUCCCCAGGACCUCCGCAGCCGGGCCCCAGCCGACCUCGACAAAUCUCGGGAGAACAUAGCGGACACCUACGUGAUGAGAUCCCCCUUCGGGUCCAUUAUAUCAUCACUCUCGCUGCUGGAGAUGUUGGUCCGGCUCACCAGCCUACAGGAAUUCCAGCAGACAUCCCACUUGGCGAUCCCAGACCACAUUCUCAUCUUCUUUUUGGAGGAGACCUCGACAACAGGGUUACACGGCGAGGCGCACUGGCAGAUGAGGAGUGAGGCGAAACGUCGCAUGGGUUUUGACCCUUACACUGAUACUCUUCCGAGGGAGGCCGAGGAGUAGAGCAGAUAAAAAGGCUUUGAGAACGAAAUGUAACAACCCAAGUUUACAUAUCAGGGAGGUAUUAGUAGUUAUCUCAAUCUUCCUGUUCCCCUUGGCAUACACGGUUAUCACGGUUAUCGUCGGCAACAAAAAACUCGGGCAUCAACUGUUUUUUUUUGUUCUUUCAAUAUGCUUCACUUAG
Chaetomium fimeti is the source of this 2274-nucleotide messenger RNA. Its product is annotated as RanGTP-binding protein-domain-containing protein. Gene Ontology annotation, molecular function: GTPase regulator activity. Gene Ontology annotation, cellular component: cytoplasm; nucleus. The record is from RefSeq and is a predicted model, not a curated record. NCBI's taxonomy places the organism in Eukaryota, Fungi, Ascomycota, Sordariomycetes, Sordariales, Chaetomiaceae. The transcript is spliced from 3 exons. Bases 201 to 2093 code for a protein of 630 amino acids.